This is a messenger RNA of Cooperia oncophora, 843 nucleotides long. Lineage: Eukaryota; Metazoa; Nematoda; Chromadorea; Rhabditida; Trichostrongylidae. The record is from the annotation of a GenBank genome assembly.
AUGGCCGCGUUGUCGUCAUCGUCAUUGCUCUUCUUCAGCUGCAUUCUGUUGUUUGUCGUCAUUCAUACCAUCGGUGCGAUCGAGUGCUUUCAAUGCGAAAGUGAGUACGGCGGAAUCAAAUGCGAUACGCCAUGCCUCGGUGAUUUGUGUGUAGUUUGGAAGUGGCAAACGAAAUCCGAAGUGCUGGUGAAGCAGGGCUGUGUAUCUGGCGUCGAUCGGCAUUUUACAGCGAAAGUCGGCUGUCGAACUAACUAUUUGGGAGCGACACUCUGUGUCUGCGAUGAUGGCGAUUUGUGCAACCGAGUAGAGAGAACAGACAACACAAUGAGACCUCUGCCUGUCAUCCGACUUCAAGUCGUUGAUUGUGUCAGUAAAGUGACCGGAACUAGCCAUGUGGGUGCUCAACGUGAACAACUCUGCUCUUCAAACUACUGCCACAUGACAAGAACCGAGACUUACUCGGAGGACUUUCCUCCAGACGUACUCACCGUCUAUAAUUGUGGUGAUAAGAGUGAAUUCGAUUUUGAUCUGCGACUUAGGAAUACCAUAGAUUUUCCUGGGUUGUAUGCGAAUGGCUGCUAUCGUAUUCAGUACCAACCAAUGGAAAGCGUCACUGACUGUUUCUGCUCAAAGAGUCAAUGUAACACCAAACUGCCUGUAGUGCAAGCUGGACCGGUCCGGUUGAUACGAAGCACUUCUGCAAUGGCGACUACUGUUUUUGUUCAGAAGCAUAACGGUAAAUACACCAAAGGUUGUCUUUCUGUGAACGAGCGGAAUAGUUGGAGCCAUUUGAAGGUGGGUCUGACUAUUAAAAUCAAGGAACAACGAACAGAUCAGUUUUGA